AUGAUUCCGAUCAUAUUUAUAUUAGUGUUUGGCAGAACAGAUGCCUUCUUCAAAACAGUGCGGACGAAAAGCCACUGUGAUUUUUUACCCACGCCGAGGAAUGGAUUCCAAAAUUGUACAGGCAAAGAAGAAAAGGGACACAGAAUCGGCUCGAAAUGCAAUUUUACAUGUAAAAAGGGGUUUGAAAUCAAUGGAACGACGAGGACAAGCUGUAAUAAAAAAGGCGACUGGACUUCGAGGAUCAUUCCUGAAUGUAUAAACAGCAAGAACAUCCUAAAACCAGUGGAGACGCCGCUGUACGAAAAAGCAUUUAAACCGACUUUCGACACCGACGAUAUGGUGAAAUUUCUCCAAUACAUCCUCAACAAUCCACAGACAAACACCCAGCAUGCUUUCAAUGCCUUCAUCGACCGUGAUUUGGACAUGUCCGAACCAGUAGAGCCAGAAGACGAUGGAACGCCUGAUAUUCGAGAAAUGGAAAUUCCAGUCAUUGAAGCUAAAGACCCAAGAAUCUAUGAUGAUGAAGAAGAUUAUCAAUCAAAAGGAUUUGACGACUAUAACAUCGACGUUACAGAUGACAUGAAAAAUGUCCUCUACGGCACUAGCUUCAGAGAAGACGAGCCAAUCACAACCAGUCCAACAGCUGCACCAACGAUUGAGAAAACAACGCCUCAAACAACCACUACUACGCAAGGAAAAAUCGCCACGCCGAAUGUCGUCUUAUCCACCCUCGAAUCCGAGUACUUCUCGUUGUCUUGGGAUAGAGUACCAGAAGCGCAUUCCUACGAAUUGAUGUUGUUUGACACAUCGUCCAAUGCUGUCCAGGAAGUUUUCACCACGGAAGAACAAUUCUAUGUAUUUACGGAAAUGGCGCCAGAAACGAAAUACAAAGUUAUGGUCCACGCAGUUGAUAAAGAUGGCGAAAGAUCUUUGGCUUCAGUACAAUCGAUCGUAACAAAACCGCCACCGCCGGAAGUAAAAGUAGACAAUCUCAGCCCGACGAAGAUAAGAGUCAAUUGGAGCAGGCUCAAACAGGCAGUUAGCUAUUUGGUUACAGUGAAGACUGCUUCUGGAGAAAUCCAUGACAAUACCUUCGAAUUCCCAACUUACGACUCCGCCGAGAUCACCGACCUCUCACCUGACACCGACUACACUGUUGAAGUCGACGCAAUUCUCCUUGACAACGUUUCGGUCGCCACAAUUGUCGAUCACCGAACCGCCCCCGCCACUCCUGUUCAUAUCACAAAUCUUUCCACAACUUCGAAUUCUAUUUCUGUUAAUUGGUCCCCUGCUCUCGGCGCGACCAAGUACAAUGUCGAAGUCGUUCAAAACGGAAUUCCAGUUGAUUCGAAAAUCAUUCCAGCUUCUCAAUCGUCUGCUUCUAUCGAGGGGCUCAGUGCUUAUACAGAAUAUGAUAUCUUCGUCAAAGCUUUUUUCAACCCAACUCUGUUCACUUCUGAACAAGCUACUAUUAUCACAAGAAGUACUUCUCCGUCUGUUACAAAAACAGAAGUGACUGACUCCAGCAUCUUUCUAUCUUGGACCGCUUCUCCAGGCUCAAUCGGAUACACCCUCAAGAUCGCGGAAGCAGCUGCCACUUCCUCACCACGUCUCAUCACAACAACAGACACCUCAAUCACUCUCAACGAGCAAAUUGAACAGUACACAGAUUACCGGGUCACAAUCACGGCAAAUUUCGCAGCUGGUCACGUGGAUUUGUCCACCGAAGUGGACGUUAAAACGGACCCCGCCGCACCUGAGCUAACUAUCAGCGAAGUGGGGACUCACGAAGUCCAAUUUUCUUGGAGCCAAGUGCCUGGCGUCGAGGAAUAUUCAACGAAAUUGAUUCAAAACGCUCAAGUCAUCGACGAGUAUACCAUCAGUGCGACCACGAAUACAUUCCAAUUCAAGAAUCUGAAUGUUUGGUCGGCUUAUACAAUUACUGUCACAGCCAAGACGCCUUCUAAAUCAUUCACCGGGUCUGCCGACUUCCGAUCAUUAUCAAUCGCACCUGUGCUCUCUGUGGUGGGAACAAGCUCGAGUUCAGCCUCAAUCAGCUGGACCUCGCUCUCCGGCCUCGCUGGGGAUUAUUCCGUCACCAUUUCACCUGCCGAUAAAUCUGCCCCAGCAAAAAGCGUUUCCACUGCUGAGAAUUCCGUGGAAUUUUUCGAUUUAGAGGCGUUUACAUCUUACCUCAUCGAACUUUCUUCUAUCACACAAGAUGACCUUGUCUACGAAUCAAGCCUUGAGCUCAUUACAGACCCUAAUAAUCCCGAAUUAACCCUCGAGUCAACUGAUAGCACCUCGGCCCUCCUAACAUGGUCAAAGGUGCCUUCCGCGGCGAAGUAUUCAGUCACAAUUGCAGACUCAAUCGGAUCUGUCGUUCAUCGAGCAGAAAUUUCUCUCGCCCGGUACUCCGCUGAAAACUUAACUCCAUUCCGUCAUUACACUGUCACAGUCGAUGCUCAUUAUAAUGGAAAAUUAUUGUCCUCAUCGCUUGAUUUCGUGACUGACCCUGAAUCUCCAACCCUUACGCUUUCCGACAUCACCCCCAUCUCCGGCCAAGUCAGCUGGCUUGCCGUUCCCGGAGCAGAAUCUUACAUUGUUACUUGCAGAAAACCAAAUGGCAAAGCCGCGGAAACUGUCACAAUUCCAGCGGAAGGACCACACACCUACUCCGCCCUCAAUCUGGACCCCGAUUCAACAUUUUCUGUCACUGUCGAAGCUGUUAAGGGCGAUAAAACAUUCCCCGCUACUAUUUCGCUUAGGACAAGUGCUAUUCCGGGCAUUAGUUCUGUCGGAGUGACGAGCAUUCGAUCAACCUCGAUAAACGUUUCUUGGGAAGUAGUGAACGUCAGUGGACUCCUUCCAAUCGCGUCUAAAGUGAUCUACUUCACAGAAACUAGCAAGAGAAAAUCAGUAGAAGUCGAAGCUGGAGUUGCUUCAGUCGAGCUCUUGGAUCUCUUCCCCGAAUCAUCUUACACGAUCGAGGUCGUGCAAAUCUUCCCCUUUGGAACCUCCGAUGCUCUAACCACUGGCGCCGUGACUGCUCCUCUUCUCGCAAACGUUCAAGUUGAAGACAUCCUCUCUCGCUCGGCUCAACUCACCUGGACGGCCUUAUCCUCCGCCAAGAGUUACGUAAUCAACGUUGAGCCUGAGCUCCGCGGCGCCCAAAAUCCCAUUCAAGUUUUCACCAACCACUUCACUUUGAAUGACUUGGAUGUUGCUACCGAAUACACUUUGUCGAUUUAUGCCGAGUUUGCUAACGGUGUCGCGACGGAUUUGGUCGAUCAAGUGAAGCUUACGACGGCGCCAGAGCCUCCUGUUCUGCUUGUAGAUGACAUCACUUCUACUUCUAUGAAACUUGCAUCAACAAGCGUAAUCGGAGCUAAGAAAUAUGAAGUCGUUUACUUUCCUGCUGCGGAGCCAGAAAUAGAUACAGAAGUUAUCUUGCACAGUGAUGGAGUGGACAAGAUCAUUUCCGGAUUAGAACCGGAAACAGAGUUCGUUUUCAAAAUAAGAGCGGCGUUAGAAGGCAAAAACACCGACUGGGUUGAAGCGCGAUAUACAACAGCGCCAAUUGGAGCGGAUCUCUGGUUCGAUCACAUUCGCUCCACCUCGCUCAUUGUCCACUGGGCCCCGAUUGAAAAUGCCGAGUCCUACGUCUUGACGAUUUCUGGCAUCGGAGAACUUGUCUUUCCCGCCGACAAGCACUCAGCAACGAUUUCUGAUCUCGAACCAAACAGUGAAUAUGAUUUCCACUGGGUUGCCAGAAUGAGCUCUGCCACGACGGAUCCCUCUUUGGCCAGUCAGAUCACUGCACAUAAGCCGCCGCAAAUGUCUUUUUCCGACAUUCGCUCGACCUCGAUGGACAUUUCAUGGGACGAUAAUGACAGUUGUAGUGACUACACUUUGGCCAUUCUUCCAGUCGCUGACCAGCGAAUAGAACGAAGUCGAACAGCUUUUUCUAUCCUAAAAAUGAAGCCUGAUACAAUCUACUCCAUCUCCAUCAUCUGCAACGUCGGCUUCGGCCAAACAGAUGAGCAAGUCGUCAUGGUCAAGACACAAGUCCCCGCGCCAGUGGUGAAACAAAACGACCUGAGAUCAUCCUCAGCGAAAAUCAGCUGGUCCAAACGGGCAGAAUACGAGCUGUACUCGAUUACUCUUGUGCCAAGCGGCAAAAACGAUGUAAUUACUGACAACGAAAUUUCGUACGAAGGUCUUGAUGAGGACACCGAAUACACAGUUACAAUCAGCACUCAAUCUUCAGGAGGAUUCACCGACGACGUCGUUUUCACCUUCCAAACAGCCCCAGCAGCGCCGACCAUCUAUUUUGAUUCGAUUCGAUCGACUGAAGUCGCUUUCAACUGGCCAUCACAUGAUCGAGUGGAGUUUUACAAAGUUCAGAUAACGCCCUCCCUUGUCAACGUGCCCAAGAAGAUUAUGACCAACGAGCUUGUCAUCUUUGGACUGCCUGCGGAUUCGGACUUUGUUAUAGACAUUAUCGGCGUCGGAAACGGAUUCGAAACCGACAUGUCGGUCGAAACAUUCAAAACAGCUCCUUCUCCACCAGAAGUGUCUGUCAGCGCCGUCCGCACAGAUGAAUUCACGAUAAGCUGGAGCGAGGUUGUCAAUGCGUCUUUGGUGGAGAUUGCUGUCGUUCCAGCUCCUGAUCUUUCGGGAGAGGGGGUUUUUCAGCUGGAUGCUGCUGAUGGACAGUUUGUUCUUGAAAGAUUAGAUGCUGAAACUGUCUAUCACGUUAGCGUAAAGGCUAUCAUCGAGGCGGUUACUGUCACAGACAGUAUUCAACUAAACCAGCUUACCGCUCCACUUCCACCUGUUGUUUACACCACGGAAAUCCGCACAAGUUCGAUGAACGUCCAGUGGUCGACCAUUCCAGAAGCAGCACAUUAUGUUUUAGACGUCUAUCCCCGUCCCGAGUCGCUUCCUGGCAGUGAGCCCUUUGAGCUACUCGAAAGUUCAAUUCUUCUAACAGAAUUGCGGGCGGAAAUUCGCUACGAAAUUACAGUCUGGGCCGUGCUCAUCUCUGGCUCAACGACUAAUGAAGCUGUUAUUUCCCAAACAACGGCGCCACCGGCUCCGAAGAUCAUCCUCAAAGAAGCGCGAACCACAAUGGCCUCAUUGAUCUUCACUCCCAUCAAAAACAGAGUAGAGUAUCAAAUAACCGUCGAUCCGCCUAUUGCUGGAAAUUCCGAUUUCUCCAGGAUAGAAACGAGCCUCAAAUUAAUCGGCACCCGCCCUGAUGUCGAUUACACAGUCACAAUCGUCGCCCACCUCCAAGGAAAGUCUACCGACAGUACGAGCCUCACCUUUACCUCUGCUCCCCCCGCCGUCGUUGCAACGAGCAAGGACAAGCGAUCCACAUCGAUCAGAAUCAACUGGGAUCCAGUUCCACUCGCGCAUCGCUACUACGCUGAGAUCACUCCUCCAACGACUUCUGGAAUCUCACGAAUCCCAAUUUACACAAAUUUCGUGCAACUAUCCGACCUCAACGAAGACACUGCUUACAACAUGACAAUCACGGCUGUAUCCGCUCGCUCCACGUGGACCACUGACGAUCAUCUUUGUUCAUUUUCUACUGCGCCCAAGAUGUCAAAAUUAACGACAAGUGACGUCACUUCGCAUGCCAUGAAGCUUUCUUGGACAGAAGUCGAGCAUAUUCACAUGUACCGGCUUGAAUUCUCACCUUCUAUCGGUGGCGCCAAAUAUGAAGAAUCAACAGAAACGUUCAUCGACAAUUUCUCCCCCGACACAGAAUAUGAAAUUUCUAUCGUUGGAAUCGGAGAGGACUUUGAAACCGACCCCUUCCGCCUCAAGCGAUUCUCAGCUCCUCCAGCUCCAAUCCUCAGUUUCCCAUCAAUCAAGUCUCGUCGACUCGAUCUUGCAUGGAAUUCCCUGCCAGAUGAUUACUACUGGAUUGUGAAUAUUUAUCCAGUUCCAGCUGGUCAUGAAGAUACCUGGCCCUUGAAAACAUCGGAUACCACUUUUACUGCGCUGGGUCUUGAGCCGGAAAGCGAGUACAGCUUUACUAUUAGAGCUGUUUCCGAACAACGGGCGACUGAUUUGACAACGAUUGCACAAGAAACAGCCCCUCUUGGACCACCAAUCAAGGUGCCAAACCAGACGGUCCGUACCACUUCAGCCGUGGUCGAGUGGGAGGAAAUUCCCACCGCCAUCUCUUACAAGGUGUUCGCCAAAUCGCUCAACUCUGCCGCCUACGAUGUGCACUACACGACAUCUGCGAUCAGUCACGUGCUGCAGGAUUUGCAAGCGCUUGAGGAAUACGAAGUCUCGGUUCUCGCCUUGCUCAUUGGAAAUGGAGUCACUGAUGUGUCUAUUACGACGUUUACGACAGCACCCGAGCCGCCAACUUUUGAAGUUGUUCGGGCGAGGGUCAAGAGGGACUCUACCGUGCAUGUUAAUAGUACAUGGUCAUCGAUAACUGAUGACGAUGAAUAUUAUAUCAACAUGUCACCGCCAACAGGAAGUUUCAAGAGCCAACACGUGACCAAGGGCAACGAUCAAUUCCUCAUCACCGGAUUAGCUCUCGGACGGCCUUAUCGCUUCGGAAUUUUCGCCAAGUUGCCAGACGGAAAACGGACAGACGUCCGCUCAGUUGUUUAUCAGACUCCUUCGAGUCCGCGAUGCUACGAAUGCUCCUCUGUCCGUGAUCCAAAGGACUGUACUGCCGAGGUUGCAUGUCCACUCAACUCUGGCUACAGUUGUAUGACAUUCGACCGACGCGAAAACGGCCGAAGAAUGCUCACUCGAGGUUGCAAGAAGCGCGACGCCUGCGAGACGCAGCGAAAAUCGCACAAGUGCAAUCCUCGCUGGCAGCAUGCAUGUGUUUUGGUCGGUUGCUGCAACGAUGACUUGUGCAACGAGGGAAAUAGACUCAACUAA
Molecule: messenger RNA, 6924 nt
Organism: Oikopleura dioica
Lineage: Eukaryota; Metazoa; Chordata; Appendicularia; Copelata; Oikopleuridae
Source: the annotation of a GenBank genome assembly